Molecule: messenger RNA, 1446 nt
Organism: Oenanthe melanoleuca
Lineage: Eukaryota; Metazoa; Chordata; Aves; Passeriformes; Muscicapidae
Gene: EVI2B
Product: ecotropic viral integration site 2B
Exons: 2
Coding region: 231-1055 (274 amino acids)
Biological process (GO): positive regulation of neutrophil differentiation; regulation of stem cell division
Source: RefSeq, a predicted model, not a curated record
AGAGCAGUUACUCAGAUCUCUCAGAUAAAAACUCAGCUGCUGGCGCAGUCGCUUCCUGCCUGUGCUGGCAACUUCCUCCCCCUGUCCCCUGCACAAAGUUCUGCCAUUUUCCACUGCCUGCCUGAGCACACACAGCCUCCCGAGCCUCCACCAGCACAGGCACACUCUGCUGGCUCCAGAGUAGAUAAAUGUACAGCAGGAGAGGACCCUUGUGAGGAGGCUGGAGGGAAAUGGCCAGCAAGCAGCUCCUGCUGGUUCUGUUCUGUGGGGAAAUCGGGAGCUGCCUUUGUGCAGCAGCAGCACCUCACCACACUGCCACGAGCCCAAGAGCAGACAAAGCCCUUCUGAACCAACUGCAAGCAACUGGGCCCAGUUCACACCAGUCUGACACAGCCCUGGCUCCCACAGAGCCCCAGCCCUUCCCAGGGCAGGAGGAGGCUGGGGAUGGCAGCUGGGUAGCAGCAGUGAUGCUGGGCAGCAUUCUGAUUGGGAUGGCUCUGGCAAUUGUCACAAUCCUGCUGUGGAAAUGCUGCAUGAGGCCGGCCCUGGCCGAGUCCCACUGGGCAGGGCGCUCCCCGUUCGUGGACGGGGACACGCCAGAUCUGCUGACAGACCCUGAGCAGGGCACCAAGCGCUCUUCAGUCUUAUUCAUGCUGCCCUGGAGACUGAAACAAGGCACCAGCCUGCAGGAGGAGCCGGCUGUCUCAGAGAACCCACCCCAGCACACUACGAGUUCUGAGAACGGGCAGGCAGCCCUGGGCUGCUCCCCAGCCCCAGCUCCUGUUCCUGUUCCUGUCACAGACACAGCUCCUGCCCCUGCCCCAGCCCCUGCCAGCUCUGCAGCUGCCUCCUGCCCUGCCCCAGACCCUGCACCCGAGUGCUCUGACCUGCCACCACCCCCAGAGUGGCUCAGGGAGCCCCCUGAGCAGCCCAGCCUGGAUCCCCACGAGCACCCAGCACUUCACUUGGAAGCAGAGGAACCACAUCCCCCAGCACCUGAGCUGCUGAUCCAGGAGACCCAGGAAACACUGCCCCAGCCAGAACACCCUUUGUAGACUGCCAAAUUAAUUCCCAGAAUACCCCACAUUUUUCUUAAAUCAAGUAAAUUUCAAAAAAGUGAAAAAAGGAGAAGUUGAUGUGGGCAAGAACUCAGCAUUUCCUGGACAUUUCCCUGGUGUUUCCCAACUUUGGCUUUCACAAGACAGAACAAGCUGCCUCUGCCUGAAGCAAAUGUCUGACUACAAUACAGACUGUUGCCCAGCCAUCACGUGUAACAGGAGACUGCAGAGGGCAGAGCACAGAGCUGUGUGCCAGCACAGCCAGGCACAGGUACCUCACCUGGAGAUGUCACACACAGCCCAGCUUCACACCAGGGUUUGCUCCUCUGGGCUGUGCAAGUCAAUGCAAUCAAUGCCAGGACAAUUCAAUAAAGCUUUCUAAGUCAAA